UGCUGGGAGUUCACAGAGGAAUUCAUUAGAUCUACACUUGUCCAUGAGUUGCUGGCCUGGUGUUGGAGGGCUGGUACAAGCAGGCAUGACCAGAGUAGUGGAAUGAGCACGGUACAGUCACUAGGUCGGGCGUCAUGGGUCACUAGGCACAGCAAGCCCUGCUGGAAGAACCAGCUUGAGUAUGAAAAGCGGAGUAAGCGUGCUGCACUUGAAUUAAACAGCACAUGUUACAGCUCAAUAGUGGCUGUUCAAUACACCAGGACUCACAGUGCUGUAUGCUGGGACGUACGUACGUGUUAUGGGGUGUUGACACUGCUGCAGUUGGGCUUGGCUUUGUAUUGAGACAGUGUAGCUUGUGCAGCACACUGUAGACUGUCAGGUGUAGCGGAUACAUUAUCAGCAGGUUGUGGGGACCAUCAGAAAAUGGCCCAAAGCAGGAACAAGACUGUACAAGGACAUGAACAUAUGAAGGAAACAAAACAAUAGGACAGAAGACUAAUAGAAAAUCCUCCCAAUGAAGGACGUCACAUGACCAGCUGAGAUUUGCGGCCAUAUUACAAACAGAACAAGAUGGGUGCAGUAAACAGUUGCUGCAUACCUCGACGAUCGUUCGAGGAAUGCAGGGAAAACAAGAUCAGCACACCACGUGUCAAAGGUCAUCGACGCAAUUUAAGCGCUACAUUUAAUUUUUCAUUCGGUGACGAUGAUAGCGGGGAUACAAAUACCACCUUGCUUAACAUCAAUGUGGCUACGGAGGAAGAGCUUAUGACAUUGCCGGGGAUUAACAGAUCAACGGCACAAAAUAUUAUCGACUACCGAAGACAGAUUAGCAAUUUCAAGAAAAUUGAGGACCUUGCCUUGGUAUCGGGAGUUGGUGCCACAAAAUUAAGUCAUAUUCGAUCCGAGAUUUGUGUCAGUAGUAAACGUACUCCCAGCUUACACAGCAAUUCACCAGAUGGCAGUAAGUCGGAUCUGAACAGCAGCACAACGUCAAGCUACCGUGAGAGGAAGAAAACAAACGGGAUGUCCCCUGUCAAGGUCAACGUGAACUCCGCCAAUGUCUUCCAGUUGAUGAAGGUCAAAGGUCUUGGUCAGAGUCUUGCUGAAAAUAUUGUGAUAUAUCGUGACAAGAAGGGUCCGUUUAAGUCUAUCGAUGAUCUAGUCAAGGUGAAGGGCAUUGGCCCCAGUAUACUCAGUGCAAUACAGCAUAGUUUGACAUUAGAUGACAGCGAUGCUGCCAAGAAACCGUCUAGUGUGUACAUAAACGGAGGAUUGCCAAAUAAUAGCAAUACUGAUAGCCAUUGUGAAUGUAAUGAUAUUGGAAGAAAUAGUUCCAGAGCUUCCAUGGAUAACUUGGUGGAUAUACUCGGUCCGCUUUCCAAGAAACCCUUUCGGGCGGAAGUAGUGCCAUUUAAUUUUAAGUGGAAAAACAGACGAGUGUUUCGUAUUGCCAGUUGGAAUCUUGAACAGUUUUCUGAGGAAAAAAGCAGGAAUCCAGGUGUGCAGGAAGUGGUGGCCUUGACCUUGCUGGAAAAUGGGUUUGGUAUUGUAGCGCUCCAGGAAUUAGCCAGUGAAAAAGCCUUAGAAAGAAUCUGUGAUGAACUCAACACUCCUACAUCAGCGAACAACAAGAAGUGGGCAGGUCACCGUGGCAACUGGAGGUGUUCAGUCUCAGAAGCCACUGGAAGGAUGUACAGAAGCAUGGAGUACAAUGCGUUUUUGUACGACACAUCACAGAAUAUUGAGCUAGUUAGCUGCUCUCUGUUGAAGAAACCAGAGUCAGGAACAUUUCCCUUUGUGAGGCGGCCGUUCUUGGGGGUGUUCAAGAUAAACAAGAAGUUUGACUGUGUGGUGGUCAGCGUCCAUCUGAAGGCAGCAGGACUGCAGGAUGAAGCGCUGGACAAGACAAAACAGGAAGUCCGCCAAGUCCCGGCCCUCAUUUCUGCAAUAGAGCAGCAGGUUCCAGGAGAAAAUGACAUCAUCAUCGUAGGAGAUUUCAACCUGUCCCCAGAUUCUGAAGACUACAAACUGCUGACCUCAAAUGGCUACACCCCCUGCAUUCCUGCCACCACCCCCACCAACAUCAGCAACCGUAACCCCGACGGAUCCCGCUGUUACGACAACAUUUGGAUCAACAGACACACCAAAGAAGUGUAUACAGGUCGUUCCAGUGUUGUUCGUGAUGGCCUGUCCAACCCAUGGAUACCAAAUGGCUGGUCAUGGGGUGGUGUUGUGAGUGACCACUGCCCAGUGUUCACAGAAAUCUGCAGCAACAAAGAUUUGGACAAUGGAAACAUAAAUGCUGGAAUGGAUAGUGUUGUUUUCACUGUAGGGGGAGGCGACUCUUGACACCAGAAAAUAGUAUGAUGUGUAAAAAGCUGUCGGCGCCAGCUAUUGUGAAGUAUUAUGGAAUGAGAACAGACAGCUUGGGAGAACAUGCUGUCAGGGGAGACGACUCAUGUCUGAGACCUGCAAAUUACAUUUCAGAGUUGUCUCCCUGAACAAUUGAUUGGUCAAGGAUACCGGUAAUUUAAUGUCAUGAUGAAGAUAUUUGCACGUUUUGAUUGAUGUAAUAAAUGAUUUGGCAAUACUCAGACUGAAUAUAUUUGAAGAUUUCUGAGACAACCCAGCCAGCCUCGAAUUCACUCACGGUCCUCAGGGAUGAAGAUGUGUGCACCCAAGAUCCAGUGAGACUGACACUUGGGGUUCUGAUGAUAUUCAGGAGGCAACUGCUUCAAGUUAUGACUCCUUGAGACCCCUUGUUCAUCUAACAAUAGAGGCAUGGAUUAUCAUGACCCUUUAUUUAUGGGAGACAAAAAUUGUAAGAUUGCCUUUUAUUCAGCCGACUGUUGUGAGACAUGUUACAUGUUUCCAGUAGCUUUCAUCACCAUCAUUGUUUUUUACUCAGAUUGUAGUAUUUUUCAAAUUGAGAAACUGGCAGCAAAAAGCCGUUCAUUUUGGUCAUUAUAUAUUUCUAACAUUGCUACAGACAGUGUAUAUUUUUCUGUGUGUCUAAUAAUUAGACAGUGCAAAAAUAUUUCUGUUAAUGAUUGAGACCCUCUUCCCUCCUACCCUUCAAAAGCCGAGAUGAGUGAAUGAAACUAUCACGGAAGAUUUGUAAUGUGUUUUCAAGAGAUAAUCACAGCAGAUUUUCUUGAUCACCCUCACACCACAAAAUAUGUUGAACUUCCUGAUUCAAGUUACCAAACCAGACUUUUGCCUUUUUUCCUAUUUUUUUUAACAGAUUGUUGGCCAAAACAUUCAAGUCAGUAGGUCGAAAAAUUUAUUAAUAAAAAGCUUCCAAUUUCAAUUGUAUAUUUUUUAUUUCCUCAAAAUGCUAUGUAGAUAAAGGAGGAAAUGGGAGGAAUAGGGAAAGAAACAGUUACAAACAGCAAGGCUGGAUUGGCUGUUUAAUGCAAAAAUAGAUUAUUCUUAAGUUUUUGAUAGGCAUUUAGAAGUGAUACACAUAAGGAAGAGAAUUUAUGGAUGUCAACUUCUUUAUUAUGAGGAACACAACGUUUCGGAGUAAAUGCUUACUCCGAAACGUGUUUGUCACAAUAAAGAAGCUCUCAUCAAUAAAUUCUCCUCCUGAGAUUAUUCUUGUAACUGUUAACCUGCUUUUCAAUUUUUUUCACAUUUCAAUUUUGGGAGUCAUAAACCCAGUUUUAAGAAAGUCUUGCCUUCUUGGAUCGAGUGUAAUUCCCUCAUGUCAAGUUACCACUUUGCAAGACUGAAAAUAAACCUUUCAUCUUUGUUGAUACCGGUCAAGGUCAAGGUUAUGUUUGGUUCCCUAAGGACCCCUUCUCCAGGUGCUGGAUUGAUUGUUGUUGUCAAGAUUGACAAGAUUUUGUUUAUCAAGUCAUUGUAUUUUUCUUAGCUCAUUAUUUAUUCAUUUAUCAGUUUCUUGUGCAGGGUAUUUGUUCUGAGAUUAUAAAUAUAUUUUAUUAAUAUGAUCUUGGGGUCUUCCAUGGACAGUCUUGCAUUUGUUUUGAGACAAGUUUACAACAGUAUGUCAUAUAUGAAAAUAUUCAUGUAAUAAAAGCCAAAGUAUGAAGUGCUAUAAGUUAAUUUGGGAAAAUAUUCUCAAAAACAAAUUAAUAUCUUUUUUUUAUUUCAGUUUGUAUUAAUGGCAUUGAGAAUGGACAGCAGUGUUGAAGUGUUUGUGUAUUGGUCUAUGAAAUAUGUCUCAGUCAAUGUCAAUGGUAUUCAGAGUUUUCAUAGUGAGAACCUGUUCAUUAUGACACUAUAUAAAGAAGGUGACAAUUAAACACAAAAGCAGCUGCCAAAUGUGUCUGUUACAUUGUUGCACAGCACAUGCACAAAACAGUUAGGUAUCAAUGUGUGAAUAUGUGAAAGUCUUUUCCUGCAACUUCGAGAUGUUGUUGGAUACAAAUAGCCCAGUGGUAUGAGGCACAGCAGCUGGCUGUGCAGAGUUGUGUCCCUUAGUCAUGACACGAUCUGCUGUUUUGGGUUCAAAUCCCAGAUUAGUGUCUCAUGAUUUCACCAUGUCCAUGUUCAUGGGUUUCUCCAACGUUGUUUACAUGACCUGCAUCACUUUGAGAAUCCCACUCACAUUCAUCCUACAUGCCGCCAUAUAACUGAAAUACUGCAUAGCAUUAAACACAACUGACUGUUUGAUUGAGUCUUGCUGCUAUCACUACCUUACAGUAGGGACCUGUGAAGAUGAUUCCGGAUAGACUAGGUCUUCAGCAACCCACGCUUGCCGUAAAAGGUGACUAUGCUUGUCGUAAAAGGCGACCAACGGGAUCGGGUGGUAUGGCUCGCUGACUUGGUUGAUGCAUGUCAUCGAUCCCAAUUGCGUGGAUCGAUGCUCAUGACAUUAAUCACUGGAUUGUCUGGUCCAGACUCGAUCAUUUACAGACCGCCGUCAUAUAGCUGGAAUAUUGCCGAGUGCGGCGUUAAACAACAAACCAACCAACCAAACCAACCUUACAGUAGGCAUGGUAGGAGUUGACAGGGAGGGAGACAUCAGUCUUUGAUUGUAUGGGCUGUGGAUUAGAAGCAGUGUUUCCUCUAGCCAGGGCCCUGUUCCACCAAACGCUCUUAGUUGUAAGUUGAUCGUCACUCCCAUGCUUUGACUUACGAUCAUCGUACUGCUAAGAUCCCUUUGUUGAAUAAGGUCCAGCAAAAGAAAAUAAAAUGUAUGGCCUAAUCUACCUAGUGUCAUUUUCACUGAGAAAAUGCACACAACUAGUUCAACUGGUUAUAUUACUGUGAGACCCACCCUCUGGAAAGGGAGAAACAUGGUGGGUGUAUAAUGCUUCUAAAUCGGCUUGUUUUCAUUGUAAUAAUUAUUCAAGAUUUCUCGGUGAAAGAUAUAAACUUGACAACUGUUUGUUAUUUUAAGCUCUCUAUGGACAUGUUUGACCUGGAACAAUACAAAUAGACGAGGUCAGAUACAUGACCAUGAGAAUAAAGGUAACUGACACCAUAAUUGUCCUAUCCUCAAUCAUCCAAUGUGUUAUGUCUUGUAAUGAAAAAUACACAGGACCCAAUCGGCACCAUACCUUUGUUCUGGAAGUGCUGUCACCAGCUCCAUCUUUUAGCACUAACUUAGCACAGAAUUUCUCUCGCUCAUGAGCUUUACCUUCCCGAGGCAAGCAUGUCCACUAGCCUACUGGGUAUAUCAAAGCCUAGUUUCUACCCUUGCCACAUCAAGACCACUUUUCUUGGCUCGACCCUGGCGCCACCUCACGUAGAUCACGAGUUGUGGUAUCCACAUGGUAUCCAAUCAGAUUGAUGUUCUUAUCUCAUAUAGCUUCACAAAAAUGGCGACUACCAUAGGCGACAGCCUCGUACAACAAAAACAUUUGUGAUUUCAUCCCUGACACAAAAAAUAGGCAAUCAUUGGGGGUUUAAAAGAUGAAAAAGACAUUUUCGUGUCCUCAACGACAGGCAGCGGUAAAUCACUUUCAUACGAAGGUGUACCAGUCGUGGAUGUUGAUUUUGUUAAAUGUUCUCUGAUCGGACUAUCAAUAUUUGCGAUAGUCCAAUCAUAUUUAGCACAGGAAUGUGGGCUUGAUGCGGCAAGGGUGGAAAUAAGACUUUAAUAAAAAGGCUAGUGGAUGCUCUUGCCUCGGGAAGAUGAUGAGCUUGAAAUCGAACAACAUAAAAUGUCUCUUCUGAACCGAGUUUGCCAUAGAUUGACAUUCAAAAUCAUGGUCCCUUCCAAGAUAUUAUAUUAAAUCACAAGACUCACAAAUAAUUUUUUUUUUUGAUUUUUCUUCCGAGU
Molecule: messenger RNA, 6253 nt
Organism: Haliotis rufescens (red abalone)
Lineage: Eukaryota; Metazoa; Mollusca; Gastropoda; Lepetellida; Haliotidae
Product: endonuclease/exonuclease/phosphatase family domain-containing protein 1-like
Exons: 9
Coding region: 571-2349 (592 amino acids)
Biological process (GO): DNA repair
Cellular component (GO): plasma membrane
Molecular function (GO): catalytic activity; DNA binding
Source: RefSeq, a predicted model, not a curated record